AUCGCGGACCCCCGGGGCCUGGGUCGCCGCCACGAGGCCUGGAGGCGGCCCCCAACCCCCUGUGAAGCGCUGCAGAGUCAAGGGCCCCUUCUGCCAACUCAGCCCGAAGUGGCGGAGGGACAAAGAACCCGGCCGCGCGACCUCUUCAGGUUCUCCCGCCGAGCGCCCACAGGGAGCCAAUCGCGUGCGCGAGACGCAGUGAGGUCACUGGCUGCUGGGCAGAGUCCGGAGCGGCGUCCGGCGGAGCCGGGAACUUGGCGGAGAGUCCGGCGCACUUGCCCCCGGGCGCCGGGGAGAGAACGAGGGGGGGCUCCGGCGCCCAGGCGGCGGCAUCGGGGGCGCGGGACUGAAAAGAGAAGUGGGACGUGGGUUUGGGGUCGCGGAGAAGAAAGGGGGCGGAAUGAGGGAAAGAAUGGCCGAAUCAGAAGGAAAGGGGAGGCGGGAGGGGCAGGAGGGCUGCGGGUCCCGGCGUCCCCGAGCUGCACGGCCUCGGCGGGCGCGCUCCCCGCUCCCCCGCUGCCCGGGGACCUCUGCUGAAGAUGGCCGGAAACUGCGCGGGCCGGGGGAGCGCUGAUGCCCCGAGGCGGCGGGAGCUGGGGCCGAGGAGCAACAGGUAGGGAGGGGCGGGCCGGAAGGCGGGCGCGGAAAGUGCUGACGCCGAGGCGGGAGGGCCGGGCACCCGGAGAGGCGGCCCGGAGAGGCAACUUCUGUGCGCAUCGAGGGCGGAGGCGACCUGCAGCUGGUGAGUGUUUCGUAUUAUUUUCCACGCUGUGUUUGUGGGUGCUUCAACACCCAGCAGAAAGCCAAACUGCUGGUGCGGAAGCCUGGGUGAUGGCAGGACAAGGGGCAGCCGGAGACAGGGCCGUGCCCGGCCCGCAGUGUUGGUACCCCGCGCGCAAAGUAUGCCCUACCUGGGCCUCUGUGCCGAUGAACGGAGGGAACAGCCGUCCCACACCUCGGCACAGGACUUUGCGUUUGCCGAGACGAUGUUCAGUCUUGAAUUUGUUUAAUUUCAGAACAGCCUGUGAGACAGGAGGUCAGACGGAAUCCCGUUUUAGAGGGAUGGAGAGGGAAGGAGAGCAGAGGCUGUAGCUCUGUCCUACCCCACCAGAGAUUCCGGGACUGGGGAAAUGACCACCUUCACAUCCCUCCCAUCCUCUGAGGACCCAGGACCCACAGUAUUGAGGAAAGCUUGGGUGCAGCCGGCUGGUUGGAUCUCCACUCCAGAUUUUCCAGCUGUCCCUGUCCCCCCCACCGUCAGAGAGCGGGAUGCUCAGAUGGCUCGGUGAUGCAGAAGAAAGAAGACAGACUGGACUUCUCUAGCUGGUGGAGGACUUCAGGGGGUGAUGGUCCCUCUGUGCCUUAGCAGGGGAGCUUCAUCCCAGCCAGGGAAUCAUUCCAGUCUGUGCACAAGAAAAAGGCAGCUGGGAAUAGAAGGAGCAGAGGCCUGGAUUCAGAAGACUUGAGUUUAGACCUUCUUACUUCCUUUUAACUAUCUGUGGUUUGGGGCUGACCCCAGAGUUGUGAGAUGGAAAGUAAAUACAGAGAAAUCCUGUUGUUAAUCGGCCUGGAUAACAUCACUGAUGAGGAACUGGACAGAUUUAAGUUCUUUCUUCCAGAUGAGUUUGAGGUUUCCGCAGGUAAACUAGAAAAUGCAAGCAGGACGGAGUUAGCUAACCUGAUGAUCCAAAACGUUGGUGUCGCCUCUGCCAUGCAGAAGACCAUACGGAUUUUCCAGAAGUUGAAUUAUAGGCAUGUGGCCAAAUGCCUUCAGGAAGAGAAGGAAAAAGUUGAUAAGAAAUGCAAAAUGGAAAAAGGAACAAAGCUAGUGAAAAAGAAUCAAGCUGCAGUGAAUCCUGGGGUCUCUGCAGCCCCCAGAAAGGACGUUGGGCACCAACAUGUUGCACCCAAGGCCUCGCUUCCUGUUCAGCCUAAGCAGAAACACACAGUGGCCCAGCAAGCUUCUAUCAGAAAAGAAGGGUUGCAGAAAAACCCUAUGACAGUCAUGGUGCUGAAGGCAAUGAAGCCAUUUGAAUUUGAGGCCCAGGAAGGGAAACAAGAGAUGUUCCAUGCUACAGUGGCUACCGACAGUCAAUUCUUUUUUGUAAAAGUUUUCAAUCCAGAGCUCAAAGAUAAAUUCACUCCAAAGAAAGUAAUUCUAAUAUCAAAAUAUUAUUGGCACACUCAUUUCCUGGAAGUGAACCGUGCCUCCCUGGUUUUUGAUGCUGCAUCUGACCAGCAGGUCAGUGUCCCAAAGACCGUUAUCAGAAAAGCUGGUGAAACCCCAAAGAUCAGUAAGCUUCAAACUCAGCCCCUUGGGACAAUUGUGAAUGGACUGUUUGUAGUUCAGAAGAUAACGGAACAGAAGAAUCGCAUAUUAUUUGACCUCAGUGACAACACAGGGAGGAUGGAAGUAUUGGUGUUUGGAAAACAGAACGAAAUCAAAUGUGAGGAAGGGGAUAAACUUCGACUUACGUUCUUUGAGCUGUCAAGAACUGGAGAAAAACUACAGCUGAAGUCUGGAGCACACAGCGUCAUUAAGGUUAUUAAGGCCAGAAAUUUGAACUGAAAGGAAUUAACUCAGAUCCACUGGUCUAAAUGGCAUUUAAAUGAGGAGCACCUGAAGCCUCAUGAACUGACUGAGAGCCCCUGGGAGCGCAGGCUCCUCCUCCCCCACCCCCAGCUCGGUCGGGAUGGCAUCGUUGCUGGAUAAACAACCCAUCAUAUUAUCACAAUCAAAGUUUAUUUCUCAUCCAUUGCAUACCUACCAAUUUAAAGUCAAAUUUAGUUUGGGGUAAGGAUAAGCCAGGCUAUGCUCUAUGAAGGUGUUCACAGAUAUUGUAGUUGUUCAGUAAAUAUCAGUUGAAUGAAUAAAGUGAUUAAUGAGAAAUAUUUACUAUAUGUAAUUGUACAAGUCAGUGUAAGCUAAAGUUAUAAAUAACCAAAUUCACAGGGGCGCAAAUAUGAAAGGCUUGCAACAUAGAAACAUUGUCGAGGUCACUAAUAAUCUGAGACAUGAUUAAAUAAUGAAUAAGACUCUGCCGCUAUGUAGAAAGCAGAGACUUAGAAAGAAGCUUGCUCCCACCCUCCCAGCAAUGAAGUGAAACCAGAUAAUCUGCAAAAUCACAAUGUUUUCCGAGCCUAUCGGAGAGCCGAGCUGUAGAGCAGGGAUCUGAUCAAGCAAUGUAAGGAGAGAGAGAGACUCCUCCAAAGACAGAAAAGGUGCCCGCACCGGCUCACCUGCAGUGGAUGACGGACACUAAAGACCCCACAAGAUAGAAUUCAACUACAAUUUUUAAUGAAUUGCCUGAGCUUGGCCUUGGGCUGGCAUGAAAAUACAGAACCACUGGGUUCUACAUUCAUCCUCAGUGACAGGAACUUCCCCAUGGCUCUCACUGGAUGAUUGUGGAUACAGUUAAGAGCAGGUCUGGGGGAGGGAAAGACUGACCCCUAUGGGAAAGAUGUGAACUCCCACCUGGACCCUGCCCACAGCACAAAAAAUCCCCCAGUGCAAGAGAAGCAAAUCUGUCUUGAGGGCAGAGAUGAAGGCCUGUUGAGCAGAGGGAGGAAAAGGUUGUUCUGAGCAAAAGGCAGAAGUAAGUUCUAGAUGCAGAAUGGAAAAAGUUCUCCUACAUCUGGGGGAGGGACAGGGUCAAGGGUAAAAGUCUCCCCUGCCUCCCCUCCCCCCCACAAGAUUUAGGGACACAACACCUGCCAAAGGCUGAGGCAGAACCCAGACAGUAGAGAAAUCUCCCCUCGCUUCUCCCGAAACCUACUACCUGGCUGAACACGCCUCGGAUAACAAGCACAGCAGUUCACUACUAGACGAUGGUCAAGAGCGUGGAAAGAAGCAUUUUCGUAGGUUCAGGUGCAGGGUGAAGACUUAAUGGUACAGCGCUAGGGGAAUGUUAAGUAUGUGGUGCACAGAGAGUGGGUAACAACAGAUCUCAAAGCUUGGUUCUAGUCCCGAUCAGAUUGAUUCAAUCACUGUGGUAAGCAUAGCAAAAGACAGUCCACGCUGUUUCUAGGCAUAAAUACUAUGUACAAUCAGUCUCACAGAUGGCUUUUAAUACAAAUUGUGAGGCACACAGAGAAACAGAAGGAAGAAAAAUGGCAAAACAAAUGAAGAAAAUGAGAGUCAGACAUGGUAUAGAUGUUGGAACUAUCAAACAGGAUACUUAAAAUAGAAAACAUGCAUCAUCAGAUGGACAAUUUCAGUAGAAAAGUGGAAAUUAAGAAAGUCAAAGAAAUGCUGGAAAUGGAAAACAGUUACAGAGAUGAAGAAUGGAUAAUCAGUAAACUUGAUACAGCAUCUGACACAGGAAGCAAUCAAUGAACUAAAUUACUCAAAUGGAAGCAUAAAGAGAAAACUAGAAAAAAGAAAAGAACAGAGUAGGAGAUAAGGGACAAGAUCAGGCAGUUAAAAAAUAUCUGUAACAGGAAUUUCAGGAAGAGAACAGAAAAAUAAACAGGCGAAAGGAUAUUUGAAAGGAGCUGAAGGCAAAGAGGUUUUCAAACCUAGUAACAGACAAGUUACCACAGAUCCCAACAGCUCAGAGAAUACCAAGCAGAAAAGAAAAUAGUCGUAAAUAAUCAUAAAUAAACUGUGGUAAGAAGCCAAGGAGACAAAGUUUCUAUUGAGGCUUCAGGAAUGGAAUGUAGAGGAAUCAGAGUGCUUGAGGUUGAAACAAUGUAGCCAUGUGCCCCCCUCCCCCACCAGGGACCCGGUGAUCGGGAACAGCUUGUUGGUCAUAGCCAUGGAGGCCCAUUAGUUUAUAGUAGGGUAUCUGGGUAACCUUUACAGAGAUAGGUUAAAAUAUAACUAGCAUCCUGAGUACACCUAUAGUGACCUAAUAGCUCCCACUGCAACGUUCCCUAGGUUCACUCCCCCUUAACCCUGCAGUGAAUGUAUAAAAGGCAUGGCCCUGCUGCGCUCGGGGCUGAGCCAGUGCCUGGCCUGGCACUAAUAAACACUGCUUCUCACUAAUGUCUCCGUGUCCCGACGCCUCAUUUGUAGUUCCCGCAGUUCUGCAACAAAAUCACACACACACGUAGGUAUAUCAUAAUCCAUAUUCUGUCCAGUGGGAUGGCUUCAUCCAACCAUCACCAACCCAGUUAGUCUCAUUUUUUUUGUAUUCAACCACCAGUGAAAGCUCAGCUUGACAAGUCAGGACAUCUGACUCCACAUGUUGGAGGAGAAAACUGAACAAAAAUUUGAGGGUUUACAUUAUGUAACUUGACCAAUCCAGUCAUAAUUGUUCCUGAAGCUUGUUUUUGAAUAAAAUUAAUCUUGGAAGUUUUGUUUUGUCGUAUAGAUAAUAGAAUAGUAAAUUCAAAUAUAUCUUUAACCACUAAAUGGCCAAAGAAAGUGAAAAUUGUUUUUAAAAAAAUCGCGAAUAGAAUUGAAAAUGGAGACUGAAUACCACUAGAAGCGGAAACAUCAAACUGCUUUUAGUUAUAACUAGUGUUCCCUGGGCCAUUUGGAGUGUCCAACUCAUAGAGCCCAUUUCCAAGAAAUGAUGCAGUGUUAUAAAGAGUGACCAAGACAGCUGGGAGACUGUGCUGAGUCCCUAAAUGCAAACAAUGUCUGGCCACUCUGGUUAGAGCCAGAGCCUUGAACAUGAAAAAAGAGCACUUCUCAUUGUCAAGGCUCUAGGAGCCAGCAUCCUAACAGAAAACCUGGGAGCAGAUUGGCUGUGUCCCCGUCUGUCACUGCAGUGGCAGGGGAUCCUAUGAGUUGCAUCAGAAUCCUUCAUGAAGAGAAGUGCUUGAUCUGCAGGAGGAAGUGGGAAAGGCAAGGACGGACCACGGGCUUCAUAGAAACAGGUCCACAGAGCAUUGCUGGCUGCUUCCGCCGACCAGAAGUACUCGGAAUGGAUGAGCUAGGCUAUUACCCGGGCAGUCUCCGGCGGGUGAUUGGAUCUUGGUUCUGUGUGACUUCUCAUCAGUGUGACAAAUUUACCAAUUUACCGUAACAUAGGAAAGCACUUUCCUCAAAUAACAUCACAGGACAAUGGAGGAUAUGAGUAUGUUCAUUCCAGACGUAACUGUAAUAGAGGAUAUAGAAAAUUCGUACUAGAUGGAAUUAUUAUUUUUUUU
This is a messenger RNA of Manis javanica (Malayan pangolin), 6099 nucleotides long. RefSeq names its product absent in melanoma 2 (gene AIM2). Lineage: Eukaryota; Metazoa; Chordata; Mammalia; Pholidota; Manidae. Gene Ontology annotation, molecular function: double-stranded DNA binding. Gene Ontology annotation, cellular component: cytosol; nucleoplasm; AIM2 inflammasome complex. Gene Ontology annotation, biological process: cellular response to interferon-beta; activation of innate immune response. The record is from RefSeq and is a predicted model, not a curated record.